AUGCUCAACUGUCGCUCACCGUCGUCUCUGAACUUCAUGAUCAAAAUCCCCGGUCCCGCACCUUCCGACUGGCCGAUCACCGCCACUCCUGCUAUUAGCAUCAUGACAACAAUCCCAAACACACUACUCGAGACCGAGGUCGAUGUGUCUGCGUUUCAGAAACAACCUAAAGGACCCCCUCGAGCGCAUCUCCUAGGCUUACCCCGAGAACUCCGCGACCUCAUCACCGAGCACAUCAUUCUCAAACCCACCAACACCAUCACCAUGCUCCCCAACUUCGGCUGCCACGCCAACGAGAUCUCCGCCUGUCCACCUUCCAUAUGCUCAGUCAGCCACCAGAUCCGCGCCGAGACCCUUCCAACCUUCUACUCCGCCAAUAUCUUCACCGCCCAACUCGACAACGACCAGGACCUCGAGACUGCCAAGUCGUGGCUUGAGGCCAUUGGCGAUGCCAACGUGCGGCAUCUUAGGAAGUUGGUCAUGUGUGGCUGGACUCGAGUGCCUUUUGCGGGAGAGGGGAUGGUGUCGAGGCGCUGGAUUCGUGUGGGUUUGGAUUUGAGGGAGGGCACGUUGACGAUGGAGAGCCAUGAUGGAGAUUAUGCUGCGAUUGAUUGUCCUUCAGAGGUGGCUAACACGAUUGACGAGUUGAAGAGGGCGUAUGCGCAGAUGGUCGAGGCGAGGAAAGGCAGGCCGUUCGAUGUGAAGUGUGUGGCCGAGCUAAUGGAUGGGUUCAAUAUGCUUUGCACUGGAUAUUGA
Molecule: messenger RNA, 756 nt
Organism: Fulvia fulva
Lineage: Eukaryota; Fungi; Ascomycota; Dothideomycetes; Mycosphaerellales; Mycosphaerellaceae
Exons: 1
Coding region: 1-756 (251 amino acids)
Source: RefSeq, a predicted model, not a curated record